AUGGACAACAAUAUAUGUGAGCUAUGUGUUCAGAAAAAUCCUGGAGUGCAGUGGACCAUUGGAGGGGUCUCUGUGACCGUGGAGUCUCUUUGUCACGCGGUGCAACAACUGAAAACCCAAUCGUCCAACUUCUCCUGGGCAGCUGUUUCUCGAGCACUUGGACUGUCGAAAUCAGCGACCUCUGCCUCCUCUAUGCUGAAAAAAAAGUAUCAGCAAUAUAUUCAGCCGUAUGAGUCUCUUUCAGCGCUCGCUGCCCUGCAUACCCCAACCAACCCUUCAGUAUCUUAUCUAGAGCGACGAUCUAUGAGUGCCAAGCUGUCCGACAAGCUUGCAACUAUACCGGACAUCCUUUUUACACAGAAGAAAGAGGAGACAUUAUGUCUGCAAGCUCUACGAAACCUACAGUUCCAAGUCGUGAAGAAGCCUGGCGAACAGGCAGUAGGCAACAUGGACUACCCACAGCAGAUUGUGGAACUUUACAAUGAGUCUCAGCCAUUUACAAAUAAGUUGCUUGCAGAUCUUUUAGAGCGACUUGACGAGGUAGUAAGUCUUACAAUUGGCCCUCUGACCUAUUUGACAACUGUUCCAGACUUCCGACUCCUUCAUCAGUCGUUGCAGAGACUGAUUCUUUAUGACCUUCCUUCUCAUCUCGUUGAGAAAGUCCAUGAUAUGGCCGUUGAGUUCCUCCCAAGGCUCCACACCCUCUCGAUACUGGCCACUAGUUGCCAUAUGAUUGCACCCUCUUGUGACGAGGAUGGAGCAGGGAGUUUCCAAGGCCCACCAUUUCUGACUGAGACGGCAAUCUGGUAG
This is a messenger RNA of Giardia duodenalis, 810 nucleotides long. Its product is annotated as ARID2 AT-rich interaction domain. The transcript has a single exon. Bases 1 to 810 code for a protein of 269 amino acids. The record is from RefSeq and is a predicted model, not a curated record. Gene Ontology annotation, molecular function: DNA binding. Lineage: Eukaryota; Fornicata; Diplomonadida; Hexamitidae.